CUCACAGUGUCCCAGCAGUUCAGUCCGGCAGCGGGGAGAGCGCGGGAUGGCCACGGUGCGGGAGAAGGCGCUGGCUCUGGACCUCUGCACGUCCUACAGCCCGGUGCACAGACCCCCAGGUCCCAACUUGAAUAACAAGCCGUUCCGGGCCACCUACAUCUGGAGCAGCAUCAUCCAUGCCCUCCACACUCAGGUUGAUGUGAAGAAGAGGAGGCACCACUUAAAGUCUCACCCAGACUGUUUUAUUGGCUCCGAUGCCGUGGACAUUGUAUUUGCUCACCUGGUGCAACACAAGUAUUUUGGCGAUGCAGAUAUCGGCCGCUCCAAAGUUGUGCGCGUGUGCCAGGCUCUUAUGGACUGUAAAGUGUUUGAAUCUGUGCUGACCACUUGUAUGUUUGGUAAAGAGAAGAAGCGGGUUGUGUUUGAAGACAGCAGCUGCAGCCUGUACCGGUUCCUCAAUGCACCCAGUCAUCCUGCUGGACAGGUGGAGAAAGGCCGGUGUACACCGCAGCGAUAUACCGGGAGGCACGAACAAGCCGGAUUCCAGUCCUCGCCUGUCCAGACACAGAACCUGGAAGAACUUUGGGAUAACCUCAGUUUGACGCCUGCUGACCCGACGCAGAUGAACCUGCCAAUAGACCUUCCGGCCAGUGUUCUCGGUGAAGUCUGGCAGGAGCAAACAAUUCGUCGACUUCUGCAGCUGGUGGAACUACCCGUUCUGGAUUCUCUGCUGGAGAACACGCCCGUAGGACCUAAAGGUCAGAAAGCAAAGAGUGAGGAGCUGAUCAUGACCACCCACUACCUGGACCGAGAGAUCCUCAAAGCAUUUAGUGACUCUCAGGCGGAUGAGUGGAUUUCUGCAGCUGUGGACUGUCUGGAAUUCCUCCCUGAUCAAGUAGUGGUUGAUGUGAGCAGAAAUCUCCCUGAACAGCAGGACAAGGAUGUGUCAUGGAAGCUGCUUCUGUUUGAGACCAUCAGUAAACACUACAGCCAGAACAGGGUACCGCUGGUCACCAAUCCAUUCUUUGACAUCCAUACUGGUAUUGCAGAGCUUUUGGUGAAUGGGAAGACUGAACAAGCCCUGGAGGCCACGCAGUUGUGCUUGAAGCUCUUGGAUUCCCAAAAUCGAGAGGAGUUCAGAAGACUUCUCUAUUUCAUGGCUGUUGCUGCAGAACCAUCAGAGUUUAGACUACAGGAAGAGAGCGACAACAGGAUGACUGUUAAAAGAAAAUUCUCCCGAGCCAUAGUAAACCACAAGAAUUUGUCCAAAGGAAAGUCUGACCUCCUGGUGCUUUUUCUGUUGGACCAUCACAAGGAUGUAUUCAAGAUUCCAGGGACCUUGCACAAGAUGGUCAGUGACAAGCUAGUGGCCAUUCAACAAGGAAGGGACCCUGACAAGGACACAGGUUACACGUUCUGCCAAAGAGUGGACAAAAGAGAAUUUGAUACAGCCGCACAGAAGACUACACAUACCGAACUCUGGACUUUGUUAAAAACUAUUUAUGAGAACACUAAACUUUCCCCAAAGGAGAAGAAACGGCUGCUGGGCCAAUUCUACAAAAGCCACCCAGAAAUCUUCAUCCAGUUCUUUGGGGACAGAGUGAGCACAGUGUAUAUGUAACUAAGUAUUGUAAAUAACCUAUAUAAUGUAAAUUUGAAGUGUUAAUAUUGUAUAUGUCUAACGGUCUAUUUUGCAUGUUAAUAAAAAAAACUUUUAUUUUUA
This is a messenger RNA of Pseudophryne corroboree (corroboree frog), 1723 nucleotides long. RefSeq names its product DEP domain containing 7 (gene DEPDC7). The coding region runs from base 47 to 1621 and encodes 524 amino acids. The transcript has 9 exons. The record is from RefSeq and is a predicted model, not a curated record. Gene Ontology annotation, biological process: intracellular signal transduction. Lineage: Eukaryota; Metazoa; Chordata; Amphibia; Anura; Myobatrachidae.